AUGGCCGAGCAAGACAUCAAGACCGCCUUCCAAGCAGCCCUCGAUGCUGGCAAGAUAAACGGUGCUAUCAUAUGCGCUACAGAUGCGAAAGGCGACUUUGUCUACCAAAAGGCACUCGGUCAACGCACCCUGCUAUCCGGCGAGAAGAAGGAUUUACAACUCGACGAUGUUCUCUUCCUCGCAUCCGCCACAAAACUAAUCACGACAAUCGCCGCGCUCCAAUGCGUCGAAGCUGGGAAACUGUCCCUAAAAGGCGACCUCUUAAAGAUUGCACCAGAGCUUGCCGCAAAGAAGGUCCUCACGGGAUUUUCAGAGGACGGCAAGACACCGGUGUUGGAACUACAGAAGACCCCAAUGAAUCUAGAGAUGCUUCUCACGCACAGCAAUGGAAUGGCAUAUUCUUUCAUGCACCCGCUCAUAGGCCAAUGGCUCGCGCUCCCAGAGAACUCAAGUGACAGCUCGAACAAGACCGUGGAAGACCAUUUCGACUACCCUCUCACCUUCCAGCCUGGAAGCGGUUGGAUGUAUGGCCCGGGACUAGAUUAUGCCGGUCGUAUAAUCGAGCGUGUAGCGGGCAAAACUCUCGGAGAAUACUUCCAAGAGAGGAUCUUGUCUCCCUUGGGCAUCAAAGAUGCUCAAUUCACCCCGGUGACACGAGAAGAUCUUCGCGCGAGGCUCGUAGACUUGAAUCCCGAUGAUUCAGAAGGCUUGGGUGCGGCAGUUCUCGGCGGGAGCGCCGACAUCAACAAAAACACCAAAGGCGAUUUUGGAGGCCAAGGUCUGUUCAUGCCGGGUCCCGACUAUAUGAAAAUUCUCCAUUCCCUACUUGCCAAUGAUGGGAAGCUUUUGAAGACUUCCACCGUCAACGACAUGUUUGAGCAUCACCUCACUCCAGAAGCUACCGCUGUGCACCAGGAAGCUCUCGCUGGGCCACUUGGCUUCAUGUUCCGCAAUGGAGUCGCUCCGGGGACGAAGACGGGGCACGGGCURGGUGGCGUGCUCACACGUCAGGAUGCUGAAGGGUGGUAUGGUGAUCGUACGCUGUCCUGGGGAGGCGGUAUGACUUUGACGUGGUUCAUUGAUCGUAAGAACGACAUUUGUGGUCUUGGUGCCAUUCAGACCGCGCUCCCAAUGGACGCAGAAACCAUUGAUAGUCUGAAGCAUAUCUUCAGACGUGACAUCUACAAGGUACGCGCGAGGAGCGGCGACAAACCAGAGUAG
Ramularia collo-cygni is the source of this 1221-nucleotide messenger RNA. RefSeq names its product probable transesterase (LovD). Lineage: Eukaryota; Fungi; Ascomycota; Dothideomycetes; Mycosphaerellales; Mycosphaerellaceae. The transcript has a single exon. The record is from RefSeq and is a predicted model, not a curated record. Bases 1 to 1221 code for a protein of 406 amino acids.